Molecule: messenger RNA, 264 nt
Organism: Penicillium daleae
Lineage: Eukaryota; Fungi; Ascomycota; Eurotiomycetes; Eurotiales; Aspergillaceae
Exons: 1
Coding region: 1-264 (87 amino acids)
Source: RefSeq, a predicted model, not a curated record
AUGGUUCAGAUGGGCCCUAUAGUUAGUGGUAAUGGUGGCGAGAAGUUCAACCUUUGGCGUGAUAAUAAGCCUGUGGAACAACUGGACGUAUGGUACGGCAGAGGCAGUGGUGAUUUCGAGAAGGAUAUCGUCCUAAAGGGAAUCAAAGUAAGAUGGGCCAAGGAUGAACAGGGCCACGUCGAACUUGGCCAGGCUGGAUCUUGCCCGCUAAAAGAAGAGCAGAGCAUACUGCACACCAAUUUUGACUUCAAUUCCGGCAAUUAA